Molecule: messenger RNA, 7067 nt
Organism: Sceloporus undulatus (fence lizard)
Lineage: Eukaryota; Metazoa; Chordata; Lepidosauria; Squamata; Phrynosomatidae
Gene: ITGA8
Product: integrin subunit alpha 8
Exons: 30
Coding region: 55-3198 (1047 amino acids)
Biological process (GO): cell-matrix adhesion; integrin-mediated signaling pathway; cell adhesion mediated by integrin
Cellular component (GO): external side of plasma membrane; integrin complex
Molecular function (GO): integrin binding
Source: RefSeq, a predicted model, not a curated record
CUGGCUGCUGGCUGCAGAGGGCUGCUGCUGCUGCUGGGCUGCGGGACUCGGAGGAUGGGGGCCCGGCGCCGGCGUCGCUGGCGGGGGCUGGGGCUCCUGCCUCUGCUGCUGCUCCUGGCCCCGCUCCUCCGCGCCUUCAACCUGGACCGGGACAAAGUGGCCCUUUAUACGGGGCCGGAGGGCAGCUAUUUCGGAUACUCCCUCGACUUCUACAGCCCUGCGCCGGACGCAGUCAGCGUCCUUGUUGGAGCUCCUAAAGCCAAUACAACACAGCCAGAUAUAGUGGAAGGAGGAGCGGUCUACUAUUGCCCUUGGCCUGCUGCUGAGUGUAAACAGAUCCCUUUUGAUAACACAAACAACAGGAAAAUCAAAGUGAAUGGCACAAGGGAGCCCAUAGAGUUUAAAUCAAAUCAGUGGUUUGGAGCAACUGUAAGAGCUCAUAAAGGAAAGGUUGUGGCUUGUGCCCCCUUAUAUCAUUGGAGGACCCUGAAAGCUGCACCUGAAAAGGAUCCAGUUGGUACUUGCUACGUAGCAAUUCAAAAUUUCAGUGCCUAUGCUGAAUACUCUCCUUGUCGCAAUAACAAUCCAGAUCCCGAGGGACAAGGCUACUGUCAAGCAGGAUUCAGCUUAGACUUUUACAAGAAUGGAGACCUUAUAGUAGGAGGACCUGGCAGUUUUUAUUGGCAAGGUCAGAUUAUCACCAGUAGUGUUGCAGAUAUUAUCACAGACUAUUCAUUCAAGAAUAUUCUAAGGAAACUAUCACGAGAAAAGCAAACUGGAGUGGCACCAUCAGAGUAUGAUGACAACUAUCUUGGAUACUCUGUGGCUGUGGGUGAAUUCACUGGAGACUUUCAACAAGAACUGGUAGCUGGAGUCCCAAGAGGUGCACAGAAUUUUGGCUAUGUUUCAAUUAUAAAUUCCACCGAUUUGACUUUUAUUCAAAAUUUCACUGGUGAGCAGAUGGCAUCUUACUUUGGAUAUACUGUUGCAGUGUCAGAUGUUAACAAUGAUGGGCUUGAUGACAUCCUAAUAGGAGCUCCUCUCUUUAUGGAACGUGAAUUUGAGAGCAACCCUAAAGAAGUGGGGCAGGUGUAUCUAUACCUGCAAGACAGUGCCUUGUCCUUCAGAGAAGCACAGAUGUUGUCUGGCACAGAAAUGUUUGGUAGAUUUGGCAAUUCCAUUGCACACCUUGGUGAUCUGAACCAGGAUGGCUAUAACGACAUCGCAAUAGGUGCUCCAUUUGCUGGAGAAGACAGGAGGGGGAAAGUACUCAUUUACAAUGGAGUCAGUAAUGGGUUAAAUCCUAACCCUUCCCAGGUUCUCAGUGGUAUGUGGGCCUCCCAAUCAGUGCCUGCGGGAUUUGGCUUUACACUAAGAGGAGACUCAGACAUAGACAAGAAUGAUUACCCAGAUUUAAUUGUGGGUGCAUUUGGAGCUGGAAAAGUAGUUGUUUACAGAGCAAGACCGGUUGUGACAGUAGAUGCUCGACUCAUGCUCUCACCAGAGGUUGUAAAUCCAGAAGAUAAAACCUGUCAGCUUCCUGGCUCUGUGGCUUUGGUAUCUUGUUUUACUGUAAACGUCUGUGCAGCUUUUGAAGCUCCAGGUAUUUCAGAUAAAAUUGCUCUGAGAGCUGAACUACAGUUGGAUUCUUUAAAAGUCAAAGGAGCUGUUAAGCGGACCCUUUUCCUGGAUUACCAUCAGUCACAGCAUAUCUUCCUCCUCAUGAUAGUCCGGCAGAACUGGCUCACUUGUAAGGACUUUGUGGUUUAUCUCAGAGAUGAAACUGAGUUUCGAGAUAAAUUGUCUCCAAUCAACAUUACUUUGAAUUACAGCUUGGAUGAAUCCACUUUUUCAGAUGGUUUAGCUGUGAACCCAAUACUGAACUUUUACCAAGAAAACAUAAUUGGCAAGCAGGCUUACAUUCUUGUGGAUUGUGGCGAGGACAACGUGUGCAUUCCUGACUUGAAACUUUCUGCUGUGCCAGACAGAGAUCAAAUCAUAAUUGGGGAAGAAAACUGUGUCAUGCUAAUUAUCAAUUCAAGAAAUGAAGGUGAAGGAGCCUAUGAAGCAGAGCUGCAUAUAAAGAUACCUCCUGAAGCAGAUUACACGGGUGUUGAACGCAACAACAAGGCACUACGUGUCCUGAGCUGUGAUUACAAGAUGGAAAAUGAAACUAGAAUGGUGAUUUGUGACCUUGGGAACCCCAUGGCAGCUGGAACAAAUUUUUCUUCAGGCAUCAAAUUUACUGUCCAGCGUUUUGAAAAUUCUGAACUCAGCAUCCAGUUUGAACUGCAAGUGAGAAGUUCCAACAAGGUUAAUCCCAAUAGUAAUUUGGUUGACCUUCGGAUUGACAUAAAUGCAGUGGCUCAAGUACAGAUCAGAGGAGUUUCUCAUCCUCCACAAAUUAUUUUGCCAAUUCAUAACUGGAAACCAAAAGAUGAACCUACCAAAGAAGAUGACAUUGGACCCUUGGUGGAGCAUAUAUAUGAGUUGCAUAACUCUGGACCAAGUGCCAUCAAUGAUACAGUCCUGUAUGUGGAAUGGCCAGUGCUGAGUGGAGAGGAAUUCCUUCUUUACAUCCUUCACAUUCAGACACAUGGACCAUUGCAAUGUCAAACAAGCUCUGCUAUCAACAGUUUAGAAAUAAAGUUUUCUGUCCCAGAGGACACUCCAGAACUCGCUGCUUUUUUGCGCAACUCCUCUAUCCCUCACUAUGUUGGACGGAGAGAAGUCAAAGCUGUGGAGCAUCAAAAGAACUCUGCAAGAAUUCUGAACUGCACAAAUGUGGAAUGCUUAGUGAUCACUUGUUCAGUGGGACUCUUAGAAAGAGGAAGAAGUGCUGCACUGAAAAUACGUUCUCAUUUAUGGGCUUCAACAUUUCUAAAGAGGAAAAAUGGCCACUAUUCUCUUUCAGUCAAUGUGUCAUAUGAAGUGAAGAAGAUGCCAUACAAAGUUCAGCCAGCAAAACUCCCUGAAGGAAGCAUAGCAAUUAAAACAUCUGUUAUUUGGGCUACUCCAAACAUUUCCUUUAUAAUCCCACUGUGGGUCAUAAUAUUAGCCAUACUCCUUGGCCUGCUGGUCCUGGCUAUGUUGACCUUAGCUUUGUGGAAGUGUGGCUUCUUUGACCGGGCCAGGCCUCCCAGAGAUGACAUGGCUGACCGGGUACAACUAACAAAUGACAAGACUACUGAUGCAUAGAAGGGUCCUGACGCAAUUGCAGAAAUGUUUCACCUACCAGUAAAAGUCCUUUGAACUGAAGACUGGCAAGGUUUUGGCAUGGUCUGUGCAACUUAAGACACACUUUUGCUACACCAUGACCACUGAUGGCAGAAAAGAAUAUUGUUGCCGCCUUAAAGAUGCAUACAACUGAUGAGCAAAAGAAACCUACUGUGAAAACAAAUUUACUUUCAGUUUCAAAAAGGUGAUAGACUUUUCACAGCACAUGGGGUACAUUAAAAGCACUAUUCAUCAGAACCAUGCAAGGAUGAAAAUCAUGUGCUCUUUUAUGCUGUAAAGAUGAGCAGGACGAAAUGUUCAGACUCUACUGUAUGUUGGCAGAACAUUGUGGCACCUCCCUAAUGAUAAGAACUUUUAUGAAACUCUGGCUCAGGGAGACAAGCAAUAUUAUUGGUACCAUGAAAGUACUUCUGAAAAGCAAAAAAAAAAAAAAAGAGCUUUUAAAAAUACUUUUCAUAAGCAAGGCAUGGUUAUUUAUUUUUCCAUCUUUUGUAGAUUGGUCAUCCUAACAAAAAUAGUUUCUGAAGUUUUAUCCUGAUGGCAACGGCUUCAGCAUUUUGUAUGUAAAUAGAGAGAAUGUAUCCUGCACAUUCCUUAUAUCAAUAAGUGUUUGGAGAGAAGUGGAAGUGCAUAUUAUUUUAGAGGAUGGGAUGUAUAAUAAUGAAUCAUAGAAGUGCAGGCCUUGAAAGUGACCCUGAAGAUUUUCUAGUUUAACCCUCUUCCUUGAGAUGUAAGACAUAGAGCUAUCCUUUAAUUUAAUCACACCAAGUACAAACAUAACAGAUUAAGAUUCAUCCUGAUUGACAAACAUAAAGAAGACUGGUAUCCUGUUCCAGAGAUGUGUGUCUAUUUGCAGGGGAAACAUAGAGUAAAUGGAAAAUGUGUUAGUUUUGUAUUCGUGUAAUACAGUUUAUUCCCAAAAAACAAUCCAUUGUUCCUGGUAAGUGAGCCAAGCCACACUCUUGAUCAAAUCCUCUGUAGAUGAAAAAUGCCAGCUAGAAAAAAUCUUAUAUGGAUAAAAUGAGAUCAAUUAAGCCUCUGAUAAGAUUGAACCCCCAUUUAUCAGCCCUAUUUGAAAGUUCUUCUUUGGAUGAUAAGCACAAGCCCACUAUAUUCAUCUCUUGUUCUUGGUUCAAACAACCAUUGAUUAUUCAAAAGAAGAAAUAAUAUUCUACAGUUGCUUUCACCAUCCACAAAGCAUUCCUGAUUUCCAGGUGUCCCAUCUGGCUUGCACAUUAAAAAUUAGAAAACACCCUUUGUAAAUGUACCGAAGGAGACGCAGUGGCUCAGUAGUUAAGAUGCCAGUUCUGAUGAUUGGAAAGUCAGAGGAUUGGCAGUUUGAGGCCCAAGUGCCACGUGACAGAAUGAGCUCCUGUUGCUAGUCCCACCUUUUGCCAACCUAGCAGUUCGAAAGAAUGCAAAUGCAAGUAGAUAAAUAGGUACCACUUUGGUGGGAAGGUAAAAGCGUUCGAUGAAGUCCUGCUGGCCACAAGUCCUCUGGAGUCAUCUUCAGAAAACGCUGGCUCUUCAGCUUACUAAUGCAGAUGAGCACCUCCCCCUACAGUUGGUUACAAAAAGACAUUCAUGUCAAGCGGAAAGCUUUACCUUUUUAAAAUGUACUGAAAUAUGUUUCUGAAAACAAAAUGAGAACUAUCUUUGACUCUGAUUUUUUAUUUUGUUUUUGUUUGCUUUGAGGUUUCUUUUUCUAAGAAUGGUGCUCCAGAACAUAUCCAGUUGUUAAAAAUAGAUUUAUGUUCUCUUUCUUUCAUUUAUUACAGUAAUUGACCGUUAGAGACACUAGUUCAUGUACUCAUAGAAGUCUGAUCUAGGCAUGGAAACUCCACUACAUGGAAUAGAUUUUUUAUUAUUUUCUGCAAAGACAGCUGACCUCUGAGCGUGUGUUUCCAUGUAUAAAAAUAAGCAGAGCACCAUUAAGUUAAGUAGAAUACUACACAUGCAAGAGGACUAUGUGCUCACCUGAUUUCUGAAGUAGGGUUUUUUUUUAUUUUGCAUUAUUAUUAUUCACAGUUGACUAAUAUUUCUUGGUUGGUUUUUAUGCCUGUAUUGUAUUCCCUCUUAACUGUAGGUUGCAGAUGGACAGUCAUUUGACCAUAUGCAGCAAGAUUCCAAGGCAGUCUGUAAAUUUUUGAAAUAGCCAUCAACAUGUAACUUUAGUAAUGGUUGGACCAGACUAUCUUAGCAUGAAUUCCAAAUGAAUUAGUUCAAACUCUGCCUGGCUUCCCAUGUGACCAUAAUCUUGUUGGAUUUUUUGAAUCUGAAAGUAGUGUUCAAGGUAGAAGUGCCUUUAUUUCUCAAUCACCCAGACUCUUCCCUUCUCCCUGGCAAGUUUGUUGACUUAAUGUUUAGUACCAUAUGCUCUAGAUAUAGUUGUUCUGAUAAUCCAAACUUUUGUCCUGCCAAAAAGGACUUCUAUGCAAUAUCUGCUGUCAUAAGGCUGGAAAAGAAGAAAAUACUAUUGUCUCUUGAAUCCUAAUCAGCCUCUAGAGCCAUUUGAAUGUCCCAAACUGAUUUUUUCCAACUUUUUAAAAAAAAACAAGGUCAAAAAUUAGCCGACAUAAAUACCUGUUGAACUCUGGACAAAAAUGCUUCAGAAGGCUCAAUAGGAUAUCCCACUCUCUGUCCAAACCAAGCUUGUCUUAUAAACCAGCCAAACAGUUGUGUUCGUUGGCUUCUAGUGAAUAAAUCCCAGGAAUUUAAUCUGUCACAAUUCCUAACAUAAACUGAUAAUAUAAAUUGUGGAUUUUUUAGCUGGACUUUUAAAAGGCUUCUUCUUAAUCUGCCAGGCUAAUGUGUGAUUUGCUUUUUCAAUUGCAUACUAUGAGAUAAAAAGAAAUGUAUUCCCAAAAUUGCUUGUAUUGAUGUCUCAAUUCAAAUCAAAUUCACCAAUCACAAUUGUAUCACAAAUCCAGUUUAUAUAAAUGACUUUCCUUUUGAAUGCUGUAAAAUUGAAUGGGAUGGUUAUCAUGUUUCUACAUGAAUGUGAAACCCAAGGGAGGCCAUGUGGAAAUCAAAGGAACUUGAAAGGAGGAAAAUAUUAUUCCAGUGAUAUUUAAAUCAAGGAAAGUUGUAAUUCCUUAGGCGCUUUCCAGGGUUGUGGUGGUGUGUGCCAUCAAGUCAAUUUUAACUUAUGGCAGUGCUAAGAAAAAUCUAUCACAGGGUUUUCUUGGCAAGAUUUGUUGAGAGGAGGAUGCCAUUGCCUUCCUCUGAGAUUGGGAGUGUGACUCGUCCAUGAUCACCCAGUAGGUUUCCAUGGCCAAGUGGGGACUCAAACUAUUCUUCCAGUCUAGUGCUCAAACCACUACAACAUGCAGGCUCUCAAAAAAAAAAUCAAUAACAUAGGACAAGCUUGUGGACCAAUAUCUCUCAAAGCAUGGAAAAACUAUUUUUUUCUGAACAGCAUUUUUAAAAAUCUUUUAGCACCUUUGAGAUUAAUGAAGACUGGUGAGAGUGGACAAAAGGUAAAUUUCCCAUACAGACUGAGAUGUUAGGGAUUGUACUCUAAAAAGGUAGCUUCCAAGCUUUGGUUCUAGCUAUGAUGUCAUUUCUGCAGAUUUCUGCAGCUUACCCUUUCCAUUCAUGCAAAAGAGAUUGAUUGUACCAUUUUUGUAAAUACUGAAUAAUUGAAUUAUAAUCACAGUUUGUCCAGAAUGAUGGCCUUGCUGAAAAUAUGUAUAUUGACUAUACACGACCCUCUUAAAUGGAUGAAAUAUAAUUAGCAAGUGAAGAAGGGUUUUUUGUAUGUGCAAUAUUUUAUAUUAUCUGUGUACCUGGCGCAUGUUUACACUGGCAGUUGUGUUGUUUUUUUAAAA